AUGACAGCCAUCCUGGAGCGGAUCAGCACGCUGUCCCUCAGUGGGCAGCACCUCAGCCGUCUCCCCAGGCUGCUGGAGGAUGGCUUCCCCAAGAUGCCUUGCACGGUCAAAGAGUGCGAGGUGCCGCAGCUCUUCCGUGAGCCGUACAUCCACACCGGGUACCGUCCCACCGGCCAGUACUGGCGGUACUACUUCCUUAGCCUCUUCCAGAAGCACAACGAGGUGGUCAACGUGUGGACUCACCUCCUGGCGGCGCUGGCUGUGCUGCUGAGAUUCAAGACGUUUGUGGAGGCUGAGCAGUUGCCCGUGGAUGCGUGGUCCUUGCCUUUGCUCAUCUUUGUCCUCUCCUCUGUCACUUACCUGACCUGCAGCCUCUUGGCCCACCUACUGCAGUCCAAAUCGGAGCUGUACCACUACACCUUCUACUUCAUGGACUAUGUUGGAGUCAGCAUCUACCAGUAUGGUAGCGCCCUGGCUCAUUUCUACUACAGCUCCGACCAAGCCUGGUAUGACAAGUUCUGGCUUUUCUUCCUGCCAGCAGCUGUUUUUUGUGCCGGCUGCUGCUAUGCGAAGUACCGGUACCGGCGGCCUUACCCCAUCAUGAGGAAGAUGUGCCAAGUGAUCCCAGCCGGGCUGGCAUUCAUCUUGGAUAUCAGUCCUGUUGCUCACCGGGUGGUUGUAUGUCACCUGGGGGGCUGUGAGGAAGAUGCUGCUUGGUACCACACAUACCAGAUACUGUUUUUCCUUAUCAGUGCUUAUUUCUUCUCCUGCCCAGUCCCUGAGAAGUACUUCCCUGGCUCCUGCGAUAUCGUUGGCCAUGCUCACCAGAUCUUCCACACCUUCCUGGCAGUCUGCACCCUAUCACAGCUCGAGGCCAUUCUUUUGGAUUACAAGAACAGGCAGGAGAUUUUCCUGAAGAGACACGGGCCUUUCUCUGUUUACCUCUCCUGCAUUUCUUUUUUUGGCCUGGUGGCUUGUAGUGCCAUCACAGCUUACGUCCUGCGAUGCAGGAUCAAGGCCAUCCUGGCUAAAAAGGACUCCUGAGAGUCAUGAACAUGAUGGGCAUGACAUCACCGGGGCGGGGGGUGAAAAUCAAGGGGCAUAACAUAUUAGGGACAUAACUGUCUUAUUUGCCUAACACACUGUGACUAACCAGGACCCUGGACUUGGGUGGAGGGCUGGAGACUUCAUGCUAUAUGCAUUUUCACAGCAGGGACUGCCUUUUGCCAUUCAGGGGGACAUGGAUGUGUUUUAAGCCAGAACACUUAACCAAGGAUGCUGAAAUAGGCAGAGGUUUCUUGUUCAUUCUGGUA
Nestor notabilis (Kea) is the source of this 1313-nucleotide messenger RNA. RefSeq names its product progestin and adipoQ receptor family member VIII (gene PAQR8). Gene Ontology annotation, biological process: response to steroid hormone. Lineage: Eukaryota; Metazoa; Chordata; Aves; Psittaciformes; Psittacidae. Gene Ontology annotation, cellular component: plasma membrane. The record is from RefSeq and is a predicted model, not a curated record. Gene Ontology annotation, molecular function: steroid binding; nuclear steroid receptor activity.